UGUAGGCGUUGAAGGUCAUCACAGUAAAAUGAAUGUGAUUUUCGAUUAAGAAGAAGAGUAGAGAGAGGCGGUUUGGUGACGUUAGAAACUGUUGCCUUCCACAUUUUCACAGCGGCAAUCAGCAGCUCACGCUUACCCAGCGUUACGAUGCCUCUGUUGAGAGAUCUUCGGAAAAAAGAUGACAUCAAUGCCAUUUAUGAGCUGAAAGAGAAACUGGGAGAGGGCUCAUUCUCCGAGGUUCGAGUGGCUCAGCACAGAUACACCCAGAAGCUGGUGGCUGUCAAGUGCAUCCGGAAGAGAGCGCUAAAGGGAAAAGAAUCCAUGCUGGAGAAUGAGGUUGCGGUAUUACGCAGAAUAAAUCACGAAAAUAUUGUGUCUCUGGAGGAAACGUUUGAGACUCCAACUAAACUGUAUUUGGUAAUGACACUGCUGACAGGUGGCGAGCUGCUGGACAGGAUUCUGGAGAGAGGCAGUUACACAGAGAAAGAUGCCAGUCGGGUCAUUUACCAGGUGCUGCAGGCCGUGAAGUAUCUGCAUCAGCUGGGCGUCGUGCAUCGCGAUCUAAAGCCAGAGAAUUUACUAUACAAGACUCCAUUAGAAGACUCCAAAAUUGUCAUCAGUGAUUUUGGCCUGUCUAAAAUGGAAGAGCAGGGGGCUCUGUCCACCGCAUGUGGAACUCCAGCAUAUGUUGCUCCUGAACUUCUACAGCAGAAGACAUACGGUAAAGAGGUGGAUCUCUGGGCCAUUGGAGUGAUUACGUUCAUUUUACUCUGCGGUUAUCCACCUUUCUACGAUGACAAUGACACACAACUUUACAAGCUCAUCAUAAAGGCUGAAUAUGAAUUCGACUCUCCAUACUGGAAUGACAUUUCUGACUCCGCGAAAGACUUCAUAGUUCACUUACUGCAGAAGGAUCCAGUGAAGAGGUUCAAUUGUGAGCAGGCCUUGCAGCAUCCUUGGAUAUCAGGAGGCGCGGCUCUGGACAGGAACAUUCAUGGCUCGGUUUCAGCACAGAUUCAGAAGAACUUUGCCAAGAGUCACUGGAAGAGGGCCUUUAAUGCCACUAUUAUUGUGCGUCAUUUAACCAAAAAAACCCACACUGGAGAAGAUGAUGAAGGGAAUCAAUCCACAAGUAUAGGGAGCAUUUGACAGUCACUGGCUACAAACAAUGAGUCUGUUACAGGAAAAGUUAAUCAAAUAUGAAAACUGCAUCAUUUGUUGACCCUCAUGUUGUUCCAAACCUCUAUCAUUCUGUUAGGAGAACACAAAAAGAGUGGGUAUUGGGGAGAAAUUGUGGCUUAAACACUGAAAUAAGCAGUGUGCAGGUUCUGUGAAGAUCAUCAUAAGUUCAAUUAAUGUGACUGUGUUUAUAUUUAAUGGGGUUUUCACAGUAAUGUCAGAGAGAAACUCUUGAAGAAGCUUACGUUUCCUAUAGGAACCAUUUUUUUUCUACUGUGAAAAACAUUUGAAUAAUCUAACUUUAAUAAUUUGAAUAAUUUGAUAAUAA
This is a messenger RNA of Danio aesculapii, 1507 nucleotides long. It is a transcript of the gene pnck, whose product is annotated as pregnancy up-regulated nonubiquitous CaM kinase. Bases 148 to 1149 code for a protein of 333 amino acids. Gene Ontology annotation, molecular function: calmodulin binding; calcium/calmodulin-dependent protein kinase activity; ATP binding. The transcript has 12 exons. The record is from RefSeq and is a predicted model, not a curated record. Gene Ontology annotation, biological process: peptidyl-serine phosphorylation. NCBI's taxonomy places the organism in Eukaryota, Metazoa, Chordata, Actinopteri, Cypriniformes, Danionidae. Gene Ontology annotation, cellular component: intracellular anatomical structure.